Molecule: messenger RNA, 1633 nt
Organism: Spodoptera littoralis (African cotton leafworm)
Lineage: Eukaryota; Metazoa; Arthropoda; Insecta; Lepidoptera; Noctuidae
Source: the annotation of a GenBank genome assembly
GUUGACCGAAACUUUGUAACGCGUGCACGCAUACUUCGCAUACUAAGCGAUACGAGACUCAGUUUUAAGUUGAGCGACCACUAUUGUUUUAAAUAACGUAGUUCGUGAAAGACAUUUAACAAGUGAACGUUGGAGAACAGAAAAAUAAACUUAUAAAUAAACAUGACGGACAAAAGUUUGGAUAUAAUAGUGAUGGGUGCUACGGGGUUUACAGGAAAAUGUACCGUGCAACACCUUGCAAGACUUACAAAAGAAAAGUAUUGGGAUGUAACUUGGGGAAUCUCGGGGCGUUCUAAGGAUAAAAUGCAGAGUUUAGUCACGGAACUCAAUAAAUUGGGUCUGGAUGUUAAGAAUAUUCCUAUGAUUGAAAGCAACGUUGACAAUCGUGAGUCGUUAAAGAAGGCCCUGCAAAUGGCGAAGGUGGUUAUAAACUGCACGGGACCAAACUCCGUGCUGAGUGCUCCUAUUGUGGAGGCUUGUAUCGAAUCUGGAACACAUUACCUUGACAUAUCUGCUGAAAUGUUUCAUAUUCUCCAACUUUACCAAAAAUACAAUAAGACAGCUGAAGAGGCGAGUGUCUUAGUGGUGCCUAGUUGUGGCUACGCUGCUAUACCAACAGAAUCAGCUAUGAUAUAUCUGGAGAGGCAGUUUAAAGGCACGCUGCAUACAGUGGUGUGCUAUACAGCAUUGGAUUUACCAAAGAGAACGUAUAUUCCUGGUCGUGCUCUCAUCCACAAUGGAACGUGGACUUCUCUCGUGUAUGUGUUGGAAAGUUUCAAGGACCACCUAAAUUUGUGGAAGGAGCUGUUCCCUAAGCCUGUUGAGCCGGUACCAGAAGAGAUGAACAAAUCCUUCUUCCACCGGUACAAUGGCGAAACGUGGUUCCCUUACCCGGGAACAGAAAAUUAUGUUGUAGAAAUGUCGCAGAGAUAUUUACAUGAAAAAACACAAAAGAAACCUGUCCACUUUAAAGCUUACACAACCAUGCCAAUGUUCUUCCAUUUCAUUGUAAUCCCUGUAAUGUAUUUAUACUAUUAUCUAAGUUAUUUCAAAUGCUUUAGAAACUUGUUAAUCAAUUUCCCUCGUCUCGUCACUAUUGGGUAUGCUUCACAAAAAGGACCCACGGAACGAACUAGGAAGGACACGAAAUAUAGCUUCAUUUUAAAUGGCAAAGGCUGGGAUUUGGGUGCUGACUUGAAUACGGAGCCGACAAAGAAGAUGACAGUAAAGGUGUCAGGCAGUGAUCCAGGCUACGAUACAACAGCAAUUGCAAUUAUAAUGUGUGCUAUCACUAUACUGAAGGAAGGUUCAAAUAUAACUAAAAGAGGAGUCUUGAUGCCCGGUGCAGCAUUCUACAGAACUGAUAUAGUUGAUAGACUGAUGCACGAAGGCUACUCUUUUGAAGUAGUAGGGGCAGGAGACAGUGUUGUACAAGUAGCUUGAAAUCUAGAUUCUAGAUAUUGCUAGUAAAUGAUUGUUAUUUAAGAUUAUUUUUUUAUAAUGCUAAUCUACUUCAAUGAUGACUGCGUUCUCAGUGGAACAAAUAUUUCCUUCUAUCUCGUAUUGUUUUUCUAUUAAACCAAUGACAUAACAUAACAUUACGCCUUUUAUCCCCGAAGGGGUAGGCAGAGGU